CCGUAGCGGUCGUGGAGUUACAGGCGCCGGUGGUUCGUUGAAACUUCAGGACCAAGACAGGUCUUCACUGAAGGAACUAAAAGAGCCUUUGCUAAAUCAGAACUUUGAGAGAAGAGCUCCAAAAUGCAGCUUGUUGCGCUGUUUUAUGGCACUAUCAUUGCUUUGAUGUUUCGCUGUCGAGGUGUGGCGGGCAGCUCAGAGUGCUCGUGCGGCAGGAACCACUUCACCUGCGCGGUCAGUGCAUUCGGGGAGUGCACCUGCAUCCCGGCACAGUGGCAGUGCGACGGAGACAACGACUGCGGAGACCACAGUGACGAGGAUGGCUGCAUGCUGCCCACCUGUUCCCCCCUGGACUUCCACUGUGACAACGGCAAGUGCAUCCGCCGCUCCUGGGUGUGUGACGGGGACAACGACUGCGAGGACGACUCGGACGAGCAGGACUGCCCUCCCAGGGAGUGUGAGGAGGACGAGUUCCACUGCCAGAACGGCUACUGCGUCCGCAGCCUCUGGCACUGCGACGGGGACAACGACUGUGGGGACAACAGCGACGAGCAGUGCGAUAUGAGGAAGUGCUCGGACAAAGAGUUCCGCUGUGCGGAUGGGAGCUGCGUCGCGGAGCACUGGUACUGCGACGGCGACACGGACUGCAAGGACGGGUCCGACGAGGAACACUGCCCCGCGGAUGUGCUGACGGCCACCUGCAGCGUGGAGGAGUUCCAGUGCGCCUACGGCCGCUGCAUCCUGGACAUCUACCACUGCGACGGGGACGACGACUGCGGGGACUGGUCUGAUGAGUCUGACUGCUCCUCUCACCAGCCCUGCCGUUCGGUGGAGUUCAUGUGCAGCAGCGGCAUGUGCAUCAACGCCGGCUGGAGGUGCGACGGCGAGUCUGACUGCGACGACCAAUCAGAUGAGAAGAACUGCACCUCCUCCAUGUGCACCACUGAUCAGUUCCGCUGCGCUUCAGGCCGCUGCGUGCGGUUGUCAUGGCGAUGUGACGGAGAGGACGACUGCUCGGACGGCAGUGACGAAGACAACUGUGAGAAAACAGACAGCCCGCCCUGUGCCCCGGACCAGUUCCUGUGUGGAAAUGGCCGCUGCAUCGGCCAGAGGAAGGUCUGUAACCAGGUCAGCGAUUGCGGCGAUGGCACCGACGAGCUGCCCCAUCAGGACUGCCGCCCCAGGUCCAGCGAGGGGAACUGCAACACCAACAACGGUGGCUGCUCUCAGAAGUGCCAGAUGGCCCGGGGGCAGGUGCAGUGCACGUGUCACACCGGCUACCGCCUGCAGGAGGACGGGCAGUCCUGCCAAGAUGUGGACGAGUGUGCAGAGGAGGGCUACUGCAGCCAGGGCUGUACCAACACGGAAGGGGGAUUCCAGUGCUGGUGCGUGCAGGGGUACGAGCUGCGGCCGGACAAGCGCAGCUGCAAGGCCCUGGGCCCAGAGCCUGUGUUGCUGUUUGCUAACCGGAUCGAUAUCCGGCAGGUUCUGCCGCACCGGUCUGAGUACACGCUGCUGCUGAAUAACCUGGAGAACGCCAUUGCGCUGGACUUCCACCACAGCCGCAAGCUGGUGUUCUGGUCCGACGUCACACUGGACCGCAUCAUGAAGGCCAACCUGAACGGCAGCAAUGUAGAGGAGGCGGUGUCCACAGGCCUGGAGAGCCCAGGAGGCCUGGCCAUCGACUGGAUCCAUGACAAGCUGUACUGGACGGACUCUGGGACGUCCCGCAUCGAGGUGGCCAACCUGGACGGCACUCACAGGAAGGUGCUGCUGGCCCAGAGCAUGGAGAAGCCCCGCGCCAUCGCCCUGCACCCCAUCGAGGGUAAGAUCUACUGGACGGACUGGGGAAACACACCACGCAUCGAGUAUGCCAACAUGGACGGCUCCGACCGGUGCAUCAUCGCCGACACCCACCUCUUCUGGCCCAACGGGCUGACCAUCGACUACGCCGGCCACCGCAUGUACUGGGUGGACGCCAAGCACCAUGUGAUCGAGCGCGCAGACCUGGACGGGCGAAACAGGAAGGCGGUCAUCAGCCAAGGUCUGCCCCACCCGUUUGCCAUCACCGUGUUCGAGGACAGCUUGUACUGGACCGACUGGCACACCAAGAGCAUCAACAGUGCCAACAAAUUUACCGGCAAGAACCAGGAGGUCAUUCGCAACAAGCUGCACUUCCCCAUGGACAUCCACACGCUCCACCCACAGAGACAGCCUGCAGGUGGUCGAAACCGAUGCGGGAGCAACAACGGGGGUUGCAGUCACCUGUGUCUGCCUAGCAACAAGACCUACACCUGCGCCUGCCCCACCGGCUUCAGGAAGCUGAACAGCUUCACCUGUGCGGAGAGUCUUGACAAGUUCCUGCUUUUUGCCCGAAGGACGGACAUCCGUCGGAUCAGCUUCGACACGGAGGACCGCUCGGACGUCGUCAUCCACUUGGCGGACGUGCGCAACGCCGUGGCACUCGACUGGGACUCCCAGGAUGAGUACAUCUACUGGACGGAUGUGGCAACCGACUCCAUCAACCGUGCCAAGUGGGACGGAUCCAAGCAGGAGGUUGUUGUCGACACCAGUUUGGAAAGUCCCGCUGGACUUGCUCUUGACUGGGUGACCAAAAAGCUGUACUGGACAGAUGCAGGCACAGACCGAAUCGAGGUGUCCAACGCCGAUGGAAGCAUGCGCACCGUGCUGAUCUGGGAGAACCUGGACCGGCCCCGCGACAUCGUGGUGGACCCUAUCGGGGGAUUCAUGUACUGGACAGACUGGGGAGCCAAUCCCAAGAUCGAGAGAGCCGGAAUGGACGCCUCCAACCGCUUCGUCAUCAUCUCAUCCAACCUGACCUGGCCCAACGGGCUGGCCAUCGACUACCAGUCAGAGAGGCUAUACUGGACUGAUGCAGGGAUGAAGACCAUCGAGUACGCCAACUUUGACGGCUCUGAGAGAAAGGUGCUGAUUGGCAGCCAGUUGCCCCACCCCUUUGGCCUGACCCUCUACGAGGACACGAUCUACUGGACAGACUGGCAGUCCAAAAACAUCCAGAGCGCCAACAAGCACACGGGCUUGGGCCGGUCCAUGCUGGCCCAGAAUCUGGAGAACCUGAUGGACAUCCACAUGUUCCACCAGCAGCGCUCUCCAGUGCGGACCCCUUGCGCUGUGAAUAACGGGGGCUGCAGCCACCUCUGCCUGAUGGCCCCCCUCCCCAAAGCCUCCAGCUGUGCCUGUCCCACUGGCAUCAACCUGCAGCUGGAUGGCAAGACCUGCACCCACGGAAUGAGCAGCUUCCUGGUUUUCGCCCGAAGAACGGACAUCCGCAUGGUCUCCCUGGACAUACCAUAUUUCGCAGACGUGGUGCUGGCCGUGAACGGGUCCAUGAAGAACACCAUUGCCAUUGGGGUGGACCCUAAAGAAGGUAAAGUGUACUGGUCCGACAGCACUUUGAACAAAGUGAGCAGAGCCAGUCUUGAUGGCACAGAAUAUGAAGACAUCAUCUCAACGGGGCUGAUGACCACAGACGGUCUGGCGGUUGACGCCGUGGGUCGUAAGAUUUACUGGACCGACACGGGCAUCAACCGCAUUGAGGUGGCAAAUCUGGACGGGUCAAUGAGGAAAGUUCUGAUCUGGCAGAACCUGGACAGCCCAAGGGCCGUCGCACUGUAUCACGAAAUGGGGUACAUGUACUGGACUGACUGGGGUGAGCACGCCAAACUGGAACGGUCCGGUAUGGACGGGUCAGAGCGCACCGUCCUCAUCAGCAGCAACCUGGGCUGGCCCAACGGGCUGGCCAUCGACAAGGCGGGGUCUCAGCUGCUUUGGGCCGAUGCCCACACUGAGCGCAUCGAGGCGGCGGACCUGAACGGCUCAAACCGGCGGACGCUGGUGUCUCCGGUGCAGCACCCUUACGGCCUGACCCUGCUCGGGCCGCACAUCUACUGGACCGACUGGCAGAGCCGCAGCAUCCAGAGGGCCGACAAAACCACCGGCACCAACGGCAUCACCGUCAGGGGCAACCUGCCCGGGCUGAUGGACAUACAGGCCGUGGACAGGGAGAGGCCUCUCGGCUUCAACAGGUGCGGGCAGAGAAACGGGGGGUGCAGUCACCUGUGCCUGCCCAACCCCAACGGGAUGUCCUGCGCCUGCCCCACGGGCAUCCUCCUGAAGGCGGACGGGCGCACCUGUGAGGACAGUCCCGAGACCUACCUGCUCUUCUCCAACCGCGUCAGCAUCCGCCGCAUCUCCAUGGACACGGCGGACCACACGGACGUGCACGUGCCUGUGCCCGAGCUGCACAACGUCAUCUCGCUCGACUACGACAGCGUGGAGGGGAAGGUGUACUACACCGACGUGUCCAUCGACGUCAUCCGGCGGGCCAACCUGGAUGGCAGCAGCAUGGAGACGGUCAUCGGGGAGGGCCUGAGCACCACAGACGGGCUGGCGGUGGACUGGGUGGCCCGGAACAUGUACUGGACGGACACGGGCCGCAACACCAUCGAGGUGGCGCACCUGGACGGCUCCUCCCGCAAGGUGCUGAUCAACGACAGCCUGGAUGAGCCACGGGCCAUCGCUGUGUUCCCCAGCAAAGGCUACCUCUUUUGGACGGAUUGGGGUAACAUCGCCAAGAUAGAGAGGGCGCACCUGGAUGGCUCCGAUCGCAGGAUCCUGAUAAACACGGACCUGGGCUGGCCGAAUGGACUGACCCUGGACUACGACACGCGCAGAAUAUUCUGGGUGGACGCCCAUCUCGAUCGGAUCGAGAGCUCGGACUUGAACGGAAAACUCCGUCAAAUCUUGGUCAGCCCGGUCUCCCACCCAUUCGCCCUCACCCAGUUGAAGCCGGUGUCCGCUGCACUAACCCCUCUCUUCCACCUCUCGCAGCAAGACCGCUGGAUAUACUGGACGGACUGGCAGACCAAGUCCAUCCAGCGCGUAGAUAAGCACACGGGCCGCAGCAAGGAGACUGUGCUGGCUAAUGUUGAGGGAUUAAUGGACAUCAUAGUGGUGUCGCCGCAGCGACAGAGCGGCACCAACCACUGUGGCGUCAAUAGGGGGGGCUGCACCCACCUCUGCCUCGCCAAGGCCAACGGCUUCAUCUGUGCCUGCCCGGAUCAGCCAGACAGUAGACCUUGUUCCACCGUCUCGGGAUAUGUACCGCCGUCAUCGGAAAGGACUACAAGCGCCCCGUCACCCAACAAAAUCCCUGAGCCAGUAACUGGCAGACCCCGCUCUGGCUCCCCGGUGGUUAACUGCACAGACAGGAACUUGAGUGGGGAAGGUUGCAUACAGAACAAUGUCAUAACAGCCUCACAUGGGGAAGGCCUUCACAUCAGCUACAUCAUCGGAGGAGCUCUGUCUGUCCUCGCCAUCCUCAUCCUCAUCACUGCCUUCAUCAUAUACAGACACAAAAAGUCUAAAUUUGCGGACCCAGGAGUGAGUAACCUGACCUACAGCAACCCAUCAUACCGCACAUCAACUCAAGAGGUCAAAAUAGAAACUGCACAAAACCCGCUUAUUUAUAACCAAAUACGAUACAAGAAAGAGCUGGGCAGUGACAGCAGCUACAUGAAGGAGAAGAUUAAGAUCGUGGAGGGGCUCUGCCUGCUGUCGGGCGAGGAGCGGUACUGGGACGACCUGCAGCAGCUCCGGCCGUCUCGGGCCGGGCUGCCCGUGUGCAUGCGGACGGACACGGUGUCGCUGCAGGCCAGCAGCGUCUCUCUGGACGACGGCGAGACGGAGCAGCUGCUGCAGGAGGAGCGGUCUGAGUGCUCCAGCAUCAACACUGGCCCCGCAGCCACGCCCGAACGCCACACCGCCCUGCCCGACACCGGCUGGGCCCCGCCCCGCAAGCCGUCCACCGAGAGCCAGGUCUGAGAGCCCUGCCCCACGCCACCUCUGCCUCCGUCUCCCCUGCCCUCAACCACCGAGAGCCAGGUCUGAGAGCCCUCCUCCCGCCCCCACACCGCUCCUGCCUCCGUCCUCCAUCUCCCCUGCCCUCAACCACCGAGAGCCAGGUCUGAGAGCCCUCCUCCCGCCCCCACACCGCUCCUGCCUCCGUCCUCCAUCUCCCCUGCCCUCAACCACCGAGAGCCAGGUCUGAGAGCCCUCCUCCCGCCCCCACACCGCUCCUGCCUCCGUCCUCCAUCCCCCCUGCCCUCAACCACCGAGAACCAGGUCUGAGAGCCCUCCUCCCGCCCCCACACCGCUCCUGCCUCCGUCCUCCAUCCCCCCUGCCCCCUGCCAGAGUGACUCAUUGCUGCCCCCUCAGGCCAAAAGAUGUACAUGUUGAUAAAGAACCUCCUGGAGGAAGGAAGGGGGGGGGGGGGGGGGGAAACGUUAACGAGAACACUUCAAGGAAGAACAAAAAAAGUCUAAAGGACAUAUCUGAACUUUUUAAAAUGUGUAUCUUAUCUGACUGCCUUUUCUUUAAUAUCACAAUGGUUUUUUUUUUAUGUUCUGGGACUGAAUAACAAAAUGGUCUCUACGGCCACUCAUGUUAUCGUGGACUAUUUAUUUACGGUGUGUAUUUUUUGAGUGGUUUGUUGAUAUAAGGAAAGUGGUGAUAAAAUAAUGGAACAAAACAAUUUGGUCAUUCUAAAAAAGCAGUUAAAAAAGACUAUCUGUAUUUAUGUUGGUGCCAAAGGGCAGGGCAGUUUGGUCAUUUAUCACUUCCUGUGACUGUUUACAGUGAACUCAUGGUGUGCUACACCACACGGAUAGACUGCUCUACUGAGAAAUCAUAAACGUGUUUUCAUUUCAUUUCAUUUUUUUCUCUUCAUCUAAAACAUGGAAUAUAUAGAACUUUACACAGGCUCAAACAAUCUCCAUUUACCACUUGUUCAUGUAACACAAAAGUAAAGAAAACAAAACAUUUUAUAAAAAAAGAUUAAACUGUAAUGUUUUUGUUUUUAUGGGAGAAAAGCAGGCUUGAUGAAGUAAAAAUCCCAAAUUCUUGGUUUUAUUUAUGUUUGUCAAAAGUUUUAAAUAUGGCGUAUGGCAUUUAUGACAUUGUUUGCAAACUGAAUCUCGACACCACUGCAUCUGUAGAGCACUGUGCACGUACAGGAUGUCUUUCUAGUUUAGGAAUGAUUUGGUUUCAAAGUGUAGCCUCUGUCAUACCAUGUGGAAUAACCAUACAAAAGUUUAGAAUCCAUAAAAUCAUAUAUCAGCUUUACUCCAAAAGAGAUGAACUGGACAAGUUAAAUUGUUCUUCUGAAGAAACCGGGUUUACAUAACAAAUGGGGUGAGGAACACCACCGACAUGGUUAGCUGUAAGAUGUAUAGACAUCUAUAAAAUAUACCACUAACCAUUUUAGUGAUGUUAAUUACUAAAGAACAAAAAAAAAAAAAAAAAAACAUUCUUGACUUUUGGAUUUGCUGUUGAUUUAUAUUGUUUUUGUUUGUUUGUUUUUUUUGUCGAACACUUGGAGCAUUUUCAUGAAUGAUUAUGAGUUCAGUACCAGUCAGUUUGAAGUAACUUCAACACGUUCAGCGAUGUGCUGAUUUGCUGCUAAAGUAGCACUGAGGCCUGUAGCUGAUGGCCUUGGCAGCUAGUUAACCUAAGGUCUAUGUGAGUGUGCUCACAAACUCACAGUUACACUAAAAGCUUACAUUUUCAACUACAUUAACAAAAACCCAUUUGCUUUUUAUUCUCAGUUUAACGGUUGUGUGUACAUAAUUUGCUCUAUUAAAAAAUUUAAUUGUUGCAAAUAUCUUCUGAUUUUUAUUGUAAAAAGUGUCUUUUGUACAAAGAGAUUUCUUGAUUGUUUUGACUUAAUUGUACCACUGGAAAAAAAAAUGUUGCUGGAUUUAUUUAACCGCUGUGUUUGUUUCAAAUCAUGUAAAUGAUAGGAUUGAUGCCAGUUAUUUAAGUGCUCUUUUAAGUUACACAAUUUUCGUCUCAUAUAACGGUUGUAAAGUUAACUAAAAAUGAUAUUUAUAAUUUCUGCCUUGGUUGUCUUUCAAUGUGUACAUAUAAAUAGACCCAAUAUGUAAUUCCCCUUUGCAAUACUAACAAGCUGUGUUGUCAGAUAUAGUGAGAGUGCCCCUUUGCUAUCUUGUAAUAUAAAACUGUAUUUGCAUUGAAACGCA
Messenger RNA from Conger conger (European conger), 8082 nucleotides. RefSeq names its product low-density lipoprotein receptor-related protein 4-like. The record is from RefSeq and is a predicted model, not a curated record. Bases 124 to 5865 code for a protein of 1913 amino acids. Gene Ontology annotation, molecular function: calcium ion binding; protein binding. Lineage: Eukaryota; Metazoa; Chordata; Actinopteri; Anguilliformes; Congridae. The transcript has 38 exons.